Molecule: messenger RNA, 1757 nt
Organism: Exophiala mesophila
Lineage: Eukaryota; Fungi; Ascomycota; Eurotiomycetes; Chaetothyriales; Herpotrichiellaceae
Exons: 2
Coding region: 157-1317 (386 amino acids)
Source: RefSeq, a predicted model, not a curated record
CAGACACCAUCAAAUCUGUUAUAUAAUUAUAUUCGAAUGUCAAGCCUUUGGUCGUGAUAGUUGUAGUAGUGGUAGUGAUGGUGAAUUGAUGUCCUCCUUUUAUUCCCACUAAAUCAUCCUUUUGGAUCGACCAUUCAUCUACAUCUAUCCAUCACCAUGUCCUUCGAUAGCAUCCCCAUUCUCGAUCUCUCGCUGGCGAGGGACCCCGCCACCAAGCCACAAUUCCUACUGGAUCUUCGCCACGCCUUGCUGGAGGUCGGCUUUUUAUACAUUAAAAACACGGGGAUCCCGCAGCCACUGAUCGAUGAAGUGAUCGAUCUAGGCAAGAGGUUCUUCACCCUUCCUGACGAGGAGAAGCUCAAAAUCGAGAUGAAGAACGCCCCGUCGUUCCUGGGCUAUAGCAAACUCGGCAUGGAAAUCACUCGCUUCAAGACCGACUGGCGAGAACAGAUCGAUCUAUCCACUCCUCAUCCAAUUCCCGGUCCAGACGAUCCGCUCUAUCGCAACCUACUCGCUCCCAACCAGUGGCCCGCCGAACAGGCUCUGCCCCGCUUUCGCCAGGUCUAUGAGGAUUACAUGGCCCGCAUGGGUGAUAUGUCGAUGGAGUUUACCAGCCUGUGCGCCCAAGCCAUCGGUCUGCCAGCUGACGCCUUUGCCCAAUUUUUCGACGACUCUCAGCAGCACAAGUUGAAGAUUGUCAAGUAUCCGGAUCUCGAGGAGCUCGGCGUCGAGGGCGAGGCUCAAGGUGUGGGCCCCCAUAAGGACAGCAUGUUGACCAGUUAUCUCCUCCAAGCCAGUCACCAUCGUGGCCUGCAGGUGCAGAAUGCAGAGGGCCAAUGGAUCGACUGUCCGCCCUUGGACGGUACUCUAGUCGUGGCCAUUGGCCAGGGCAUGGAAGCUCUCACUCAGGGUGUCUGCCAAUCAACCACCCACCGCGUCCAGAGCCCAGCACGAGGUACUGGCGCCAGAUACAGCAUUCCCUUUUUCCAGGGCGUCAGCUACGAUGCCACUUUCGAGAGCAUGGACGUUCCAGAGCCGGUGAAGCAAUUGCGCGCAGACAUCCUUAAGAAGAGAGGUGGCCAGCGUCUCGACGACAUCGAAUUCACUUUUAUCAAGGGCAUGUGGUCCAGGCUCGGUGAAGCUACCUUGAUGAACCGCAUCAAAAGUCAUCCUGAUGUUGGAGAACGAUGGUAUCCUGAUCUGCUGAAGAAAAUACAUGCCCAGCAGGCUGACGAGGCCGCCAGAGUGCUUGCAGCAGAUACUGCCUCUACCACAUCAAGCCUUCCACCACAGCCCCAGUCCGUUUCCGCACGUUGAUAUUGAGAUCCCUCCAUCUUGUAAUGUCUUUAGUAGCACUUGUUUAGCGAGAUGGCUCAGGUAGAUGAUACUUUAGUCGCAGUUCUUCCGACCAGUCGUUGGCUUCGUCGCUCUGGUUGUCGGACAUGGUGGCUUUGGUUUUGUCGACGUUUACUAUGGCCGGCCGUGACGAGUCAUAGGGGUGCUAGGCGGUGUGGUAGGCAAAAACGGGGGAACAUGGUGAACAAAUCCCAUCCUCAGCGUCUGGGUUGAUUGCGGGCGGUUGCGUUGAAGAUUUGAAGAUUUGGCCACCUUUUAGCGUGUGCUUUUGACGAGGAGACUCUCUUUCAUCUCCUCUCGGCCACUCUCAACUAAGCAGACUCUCUCUCAUAUGCCCUCAGACAAGUAGCCUCACUCUCGUCUCCUCUCAUAUAAGUAGAUUCACUCGCAUCUUAUCCUCA